This is a messenger RNA of Bipolaris maydis ATCC 48331, 744 nucleotides long. RefSeq lists its product as uncharacterized. Gene Ontology annotation, molecular function: zinc ion binding. NCBI's taxonomy places the organism in Eukaryota, Fungi, Ascomycota, Dothideomycetes, Pleosporales, Pleosporaceae. The record is from RefSeq and is a predicted model, not a curated record.
AUGCCUUCUCGGCCCAACUUACCAUCCCGCAAGACCUUUAUCAAAGACCUUAUGAUAUCUGUUGCUCCAUCUUCAGCAGACAACUACUGCCCGAUACGCAAAGAAGAAUAUGACGAAAAGCACCUCCCUACCCUUCUCCGACCCUGCGGUCACAUCUUCGGAAAACAAUGUAUACAUUCGUGGUUUGUGGAGGAUAUCAACACUUGUCCUCUGGAUAGAAACCAGCUCUUUGACCCAUCUACGCAUGACGAGAAAGAUGAAGCUGGCCCGUCACCUCCAGUCGGUGAGGCUUCAACCCAACGGAACAGCGCCAGGUUUAGCAACGCGAGAAGAAGCGAAGGCUUCCGUGGAAGGAGUCGGAGCAUGGGCUAUCUGCUGUGUCUUAGCGGUGAAAUCAUUGCAGUAGAUGGUUACGUAACACCCAACGGAUGUCGUCGCCUGGUGCGCGAUCUCUGGUAUCAAGUUGGCAUUUUGUUCGAACACUUGCUGAUUCACCCUGACGAGCUUGAUCCUCUCUCAGUGAGCGAUGACGAGAUUCGUAGCUCUAUUCUUGACGCACUACCACGAGGCAUUCAUGUUGAUGAAACAGCAUGGUCGGCAAUGGCACAUAUAGCGAGGAUCAUGUUGAAUCGUCAUAGCGAGGCAUAUGCGGAGAGAUUUGAUGCGAGGAUGACGGUUGAGGAUGCAAUAAGCUGGGGACAAGACAUCUGGGAUGUUUGUGGCCUAGACAGUACUGAAGAGUGA